Messenger RNA from Eruca vesicaria subsp. sativa (arugula), 4710 nucleotides. The record is from the annotation of a GenBank genome assembly. NCBI's taxonomy places the organism in Eukaryota, Viridiplantae, Streptophyta, Magnoliopsida, Brassicales, Brassicaceae.
AUCGUCUCUCCUCACUCUCUACGCUCCAGAAGAAAAAAACCCUAACUCCGAUCCUUCUUCAAUCCUCACUCAAUCCCCUCUGAUUCCUCCAGAUCUACACAGUUUCCCUCUCAGAAACUCCACCCCCCUCACCCCCAUGGCUACCAAACUCCCUCUCCAAACCAGCAACAACGUCAAUGUCGCCGCCGCAGCUCCUUCCCGAGGCGGCGGAGGAAAAACGAUCGAGGAGAUGUACCAGAAGAAAUCUCAGCUCGAGCACAUCCUCCUCCGUCCCGAUACCUACAUCGGGUCCAUCGAGAAGCACACGCAGACUCUCUGGGUGUACGAGAACGAGGAGAUGGUGAAUCGCCCCGUCACCUACGUCCCCGGUCUCUACAAGAUCUUCGACGAGAUUCUGGUGAACGCCGCUGACAACAAGCAGCGAGAUCCGAAGAUGGAUUCCGUCAAGGUCGUGAUCGAUGUCGCGCAGAAUCUGAUUAGUGUUUGUAACAGUGGUGAUGGAGUCCCCGUCGAGAUCCAUCAGGAGGAAGGUGUGUAUGUUCCCGAGAUGAUAUUUGGUCAUCUGCUGACGAGUAGUAACUAUAAUGAUAAUGAGAAGAAGACUACUGGUGGGAGAAACGGUUACGGAGCGAAGCUUACGAAUAUCUUCUCUACGGAGUUUACGAUUGAGACUGCUGAUGGGAAGAGGCAGAAGAUGUACAAACAGGUGUUUGAAAACAAUAUGGGGAAGAAGUCUGAACCGGUUAUAACGAAAUGCAAUAAGACUGAGAACUGGACGAAAGUGUCUUUCAAACCUGAUUUGGGGAAAUUCGGGAUGACUCAUUUGGAGGAUGAUGUGGUUGCGUUGAUGAGUAAAAGAGUGUUUGAUAUUGCUGGGUGUUUGGGAAAGACUGUGAAGGUGGAGCUCAAUGGUCAAAGGAUUCCAAUCAAAUCGUUUACUGAUUAUGUUGAUAUGUACCUGAAUGCAGCUAACAAGUCAAGGACUGAGCCUCUCCCAAGGUUGGUGGAGAAAGUUAAUGACAGAUGGGAGGUUUGUGUGAGCAUUAGUGAUGGACAGUUUCAACAGGUCAGCUUUGUGAACUCUAUUGCUACAAUCAAGGGUGGGACGCAUGUUGACUAUGUUACGAGUCAGAUCACGAACUACAUUGUGGGUAUUGUGAACAAGAAGAACAAAACUGCUAACGUCAAGGCACACAAUGUUAAGAACCAUCUGUGGGUAUUUGUCAACUCCUUGAUUGACAAUCCUGCUUUUGAUUCUCAAACCAAAGAAACAUUGACCCUUCGUCAGAGCAGUUUCGGGUCUAAAUGCGAGCUUUCUGAAGAUAUUUUGAAGAAAGUGGCUAAAUCUGGAGUGGUGGAAAAUCUGCUUUCAUGGGCAACUUUUAAGCAGAGUAAAGAUCUUAAGAAAACCGAUGGAACUAAGACUGAUAGGGUUCAGGUUGAGAAGUUGGAGGACGCUAACAAAGCUGGGGGAAAGGAAUCUCAACGCUGUACGUUGAUUCUGACAGAAGGAGACUCAGCUAAGGCUUUAGCUAUGGCGGGGAUGUCUGUUGUGGGUCGUGAUUAUUAUGGUGUGUUCCCUCUCCGAGGAAAGCUACUGAAUGUUAGGGAAGCCACCACCACGCAAAUCACUAACAAUAAGGAAAUUGAGAAUAUCAAGAAGAUCCUUGGACUGAAGCAAAAUAUGGCGUAUGAAAACGUUAACUCACUGAGAUAUGGGCAUAUGAUGAUCAUGACAGAUCAGGAUCACGAUGGUUCCCACAUAAAAGGUCUCUUAAUCAACUUCAUCCACUCUUUUUGGCCAACAUUACUCAAGGUUCCGUCAUUCCUAGUUGAGUUUAUCACCCCCAUUGUGAAGGCUACGCGUAAGGCUGGAGGUUCUCGCAACCCUGAAGUUCUGUCAUUUUAUUCGAUGCCCGAGUAUGAAAGCUGGAAAGAAAGUCUGAGUGGUAAUGCAACCGGUUGGACUAUUAAAUACUACAAGGGACUGGGAACAAGUACAUCUAAGGAGGGCAAAGAGUACUUUGAAAGCCUUGAUAUUCACAAAAAGGAUUUCGUUUGGGAGGAUGAACAAGAUGGAGAAGCGAUUGAACUUGCAUUUAGUAAAAAGAAAAUCGAAGCUCGAAAGAAUUGGCUUUCACAAUUUGAGCCUGGAACUCAUCUUGAUCAGAAGCAACAGAAAAUCUCCUUCAGUGAUUUCGUAAACAAGGAACUUAUCUUAUUCUCCAUGGCUGAUCUUCAAAGGUCAAUUCCUUCCAUGGUUGAUGGGCUCAAACCCGGCCAGAGAAAGAUACUCUUUUGUUCGUUUAAGAGGAAUUUCACAAAGGAGGCCAAGGUUGCCCAAUUCUCUGGUUAUGUAUCAGAGCAUUCGGCAUAUCAUCACGGCGAGCAGAGUCUUGCCGGUACGAUCAUUAAUAUGGCACAGGAUUAUGUAGGCAGCAACAACAUAAACCUGCUUCAGCCCAAUGGUCAAUUUGGCACCCGGAAUAUGGGUGGAAAAGAUGCAGCAAGUGCCAGAUAUAUUUUCACUAAGCUCUCUUCAGCAACAAGGGUCUUGUUUCCCAAGGAUGACGAUGUGCUCCUUAAUUACUUGAAUGAAGAUGGGCAGAAGAUAGAGCCAACUUGGUACAUGCCCAUCAUUCCAACUGUGCUUGUCAAUGGUUGUGAAGGAAUUGGAACCGGGUGGAGUACUUUCAUACCUAACUAUAACCCAAGAGAUAUCGUCGCCAACGUAAGGCGUCUGCUUAGUGGUGAAAGUAUGGUGGCUAUGGAUCCUUGGUAUAGGAAUUUUAAAGGAACUAUUGAGAAAACUGCGUUCAGGGAAGGCGGGUUUUCCUACACAGUCACUGGUGUAUACGAGGAGAUUGACGAAACAACUAUCCGUAUUACGGAGCUUCCAAUCAGAAGGUGGACCGAAGAUUAUAAGCAGUUCCUGGAGGCUUUGAAGACAAAAGAUAACACCCCCUUUUUUCAGAGCGUUAACUCGUACAAUGAUGAUAGGUCUGUGGAUUUUGAGCUUCAUCUUAGCGAGGAGAACAUGAGAAUGGCUCGGAAAGAGGGCAUUUUGAAGUUACUCAAACUUACCACGACAAUCGCUACAACAAAUAUGCAUCUAUUUGAUGAAAACAAUUUGAUUAGGAGAUACACAACUCCAGAACAAAUCAUUGAAGAGUUCUUCGAACUCAGGCUCCAAUAUUAUGAGAAGAGAAAGAAAGUUAUCCUGGAGAAUCUGGAACUUGAGCUCUUGAAACUAGAUAACAAAGUGAAGUUUAUUCUUGGAGUUGUCAGAGGAGAAAUCAUAGUGAACAACAGGAAGAAGGCUGAUCUUGUCCAGGAGUUGAGACAGAAAGGGUUCACACCAUUUCCCAAGAAGGCCAAGCCUGUCGAAUCAGCUGGUGAAACGGAAUCAGCUGAAGAAGAAUCUCAAGAAAGCCCAGAUGUGCCUAAUUCACGCUCGACGUUUAUAUCUGGUUCAGAAUAUGACUACCUGUUGUCACUAGCUAUAGCUACGUUGACUCUAGAGAAAGUGCAGGAGUUAUGUGGGGAAAGAGAUAAAACGGAGCAAGCAGUUGAAGACAUGAAGAAGUCCACACCAAGAUCUCUCUGGCUCAGAGACCUAGAGUCUCUUGAUGCAGAACUUGAUAAACUUGAUCAAUUAGAUGCUGAAGCCGAAAAAGAGAGAGAGGUAGCACAAAAGAAGCUCAGGGCAAAGGCUGGAGUACCACUAAAGGGUGGUAAAGCAGCAGCGCCAAGGAAACAGCCACCAAAGAAAACAACAAAGGCGGCUUCCAGUUCUGCAAUGGAGAUAGGUGACAGCGUAGUGGAAGUGCCCAAGCCGAAAGGUAGGCAAGUAGCCAAAAAGAAUGCGUCUGCUGCUGCUGCUCCAGCUAAUGUAAAGGCUGAGGAUGAUGAUGAGAUGAUAGGUGACAGCGUAGUGGAAAUGGCUAAGCCGAAAGGUAGGCAAGGAGCCAAAAAGAAGGCGCCUGCUGCUGCUGCUCCAGCUGAUGAUGAUGAUGAUGAGAUGAUGGGUCUAGCAGAAAGGCUUGCUCAAUACAAUCUCGGCUCCACCUCUGAGAAUCCAAGCAAAGCGGCAAUAUCUUUGGAUGACGAUGAUGACGACGUGGUGGUUGAAGUUGCUGCACCAGCAAAAGGAGGAAGAAAACCUGCAGCGGCGGCGAGUAAAGCUGUGAAACCACCGGCAGCUCCCAGGAAGCGUGGACCAGCGGCGAGCAAGAAGCAGCCAGCUGCGGAGCUUGUUACCGUGUCACCGGAGAAGAAAGUGAGGAAGAUGAGAUCUUCACCGUUCAACAAGAAGAGUAGUUCUGUGUUGGGGAGGUUGGCUAAUAAGGAAGCAGAGGAGGAGAGUAGUGAGACUGUGGCGGCUGCUGAAAACUCAUCGAGGCCAAAAAGAGCAAACAGGAAGGAGAUGAAGUAUGUGCUGAGUGAUUCGGAGAGUGAGUCUGGGAAUGAUUCAGAGUUUGAUGAGAUUGAAGACGAUGAGGAUGAUGAGUAGAGAGGAACCAACUCGGUUCAUUUGUUAUUUUCCAAAACUUGUUUCAUGCUUUGCUUAUCUCUAAGAUUCGUGUGUCUGAACAAGCCCGAACUUGUGUUUGUUUGUGUUAGUCCAUAACUCAACAAAACAUAUUUCAGUAAUUGAAGUUUGCUUGUCCACAUAACUGUUAAACAAAAUAAAUACCAGCACUGGUUAUG